AUGAAGAACCAAAAUGAGAAGGAAGGUCAUAAAGGGACAACUGCGGUGGAUAAAAAUACACGGCCCUUUUCUGGCUGGAAAAGAAGCUCUAGGAACACCGCGAUAUCUAAUCUAUUCAAGGUCUUCGUGGUGCUUACAAUGACAGAACGGGUUCAGCGAUUUCUAAGUAGAGAAAUGAGAGAAGGAAAGGCUUUCAUGAUGAUGAUAAUUUUGUUCAGAAUUGCUUUAUCAGUUGGAGCUGCUGGUGAUAGGCAGCAGAAGUGGUGGCAUUCCGAAUCCACCUCAGGGACUACUUCAUCAGAGAUCAAUCGAGCCGCCUCCUCAGUUGUUUUCCCCUUAUACGGCAACGUUUACCCUGAAGGGUAUUACUUUGUUCAAGUAAACUUAGGUCAGCCGCCUCAGCCAUACUUUCUUGAUCCUGAUACCGGAAGUGAUCUCACAUGGCUUCAAUGUGAUGCUCCCUGUGUGCAUUGCACAAAGGCGCCCCACCCUCCAUAUCGUCCCACAAAUGAUCUGGUUGUUUGUAAGGACCCCCUUUGCGCCUCAUUGCAUUCAGGUGACUACAAUUGCGACAGCCCAGAACAAUGUGAUUAUGAAGUGGAGUAUGCUGAUGGAGGUUCAUCCCUUGGUGUGUUGGUCAAGGAUAUGUUUUCCCUUAAUCUUACCAAUGGAGUUCGACUUAGACCUCGCCUGGCUUUUGGGUGUGGUUAUGAUCAGGUACCUGGUGCUUCUUCUCAUCCAUUGGAUGGAAUACUUGGUCUUGGAAAAGGAAAAUCUGGCAUUGUUUCGCAGCUUAAGAAUCAGGGUGUUGUCCGAAAUGUUCUUGGUCACUGCUUGAGUGGGAGAGGAGGAGGAUUUCUUUUCUUGGGGGAUGGAAUUUAUGAUAGUUCACGAGUGCUUUGGACCCCAAUGUUACGAGAUUCAAUUGACAGCAAACAUUACUCAGCUGGUUCAGCCGAACUUAUUCUUGGAGGAAGAAGUUCAGGAAACAAGAAUCUCGCUUUUGUUUUUGACAGUGGGAGUUCUUACACUUACUUGGGUUCUCAGCCAUAUCGCUCUUUGCUCUAUUGGUUGACGAAAGAGUUGAAUGGAAAGCCCUUGAGAGAAGCCACAGAUGAUGAUACUCUUCCUCACUGCUGGAAAGGGAGGAAUCCAUUUAGAAGCAUAAAUGAAGUGGCAAAAUUUUUCAAGCCCCUAGCAUUGAAGUUCAACAAUGGUUGGAGAUCGAAACCUCAAUUCGAAAUACCCCCUGAAGGGUAUCUUAUUAUUUCAAAAAGAGGCAAUGCUUGCUUAGGGAUACUGAAUGGCACCGAGAUUGGACUGCAGAACUUCAACGUUAUUGGAGAUAUAUCAAUGCAGGACUCAAUGGUGAUUUAUGACAAUGAAAAGAAAGCAAUAGGUUGGACCGCUGCAAAUUGUGAUCGGCCACCCAAAUCCAACUCUAGAUUAGUCAUGUAA
This is a messenger RNA of Oldenlandia corymbosa var. corymbosa, 1458 nucleotides long. The record is from the annotation of a GenBank genome assembly. NCBI's taxonomy places the organism in Eukaryota, Viridiplantae, Streptophyta, Magnoliopsida, Gentianales, Rubiaceae.